Mycena indigotica is the source of this 1179-nucleotide messenger RNA. RefSeq names its product ZnMc domain-containing protein. The coding region runs from base 1 to 1179 and encodes 392 amino acids. The record is from RefSeq and is a predicted model, not a curated record. Gene Ontology annotation, molecular function: metallopeptidase activity. The transcript has 9 exons. NCBI's taxonomy places the organism in Eukaryota, Fungi, Basidiomycota, Agaricomycetes, Agaricales, Mycenaceae.
AUGUAUAUUAUAUUUCCUUCUAACUUGCUCAUUCAUAAUGCUCCACGACGCUUUUUUGUUUUUCUCGUCAUUGCCACGACAGGAAGCUUGAAGCCUCCUGGAAUCAAACGCCACCGGAGCCCUGUUGACGCGACGACCGGAGUUCCUGAGGACACUGAAGCAGCCUCUGCGAAGCUUACCCAAGCUCUUGCUAAGCAAGAGUAUCCCAACCAGAGUGUAGUUCCUCGUGACGAUUCCAACUAUGUUCUCCUUCCCGCCGAUACAUGGUGUGGUACAUUCGAAUCUCCUGCCGAGCCCGAAACCGACUUCACGAUAAAUGCCUACAUUCCUGAUCGGACCCGUCACCUUUGGCGACUCGACGAUGUAAUCACCUAUGGCUUCAUGCCCUACGAGACCAAGUACCACAGAAACAUUCCCGACAAGGCCGAGCGCUGCGAUCCCACGGAUUAUCGAAAAGACGCGUUCAAAGCUGCCUUGAAAGUCUAUCUGGACAACGUGCCUCUCAACUUCCAGGAGACGCACGAGGAUAUGAGCAAGCUGGAUUUCUCCAAACCAGAAGAUCGCAAAAAGGUUAACAUUCGCAUCGCUUUUGGGUGGCCAGUUCAAGGGGGAGCCUGGGGGUGGACUUCGGGGGGAGAGGCGCUACGAUGCGCACAACAAUUCGCAUCACUCUUUCUUGGGGGUCUUCCCAGCUCCGCAGAGGACGCGAAAGACUUCAAUAAAGAAUGGCUUGCUGAGGUGAAGCGGACGAUCUAUCAUGAGAUCGGCCAUGCCUUUGGACUAGACCACGAGCAUGAGUCGCCGCUGUCGCCAACGUCCAACAAGUUGGAUCCCGUCACUGCCACCAUGGUGGCUACACUGUUUGACGAGAAGAGUAUCAUGUUGUAUUCGGGCAUACCAUACAAAGCAGACCCGAAAAAGGUCACCAAGGACACCCUUUUCCCGUCUCAUACGGAUUUCGUACUCCUUAUGCUGAUGUAUCCUGACGUUGCUGAACCAAGCGGCGCGUUUGCGCAUGCGGCGAAGAGCAUGGGCUUUAACCAAGACUCGAUAGACGUCAUGCUGGGCAUGCUGAAAGAGGCAUUCGAAGAUCCCACCGCGAUCAAACACAACAUCAUUGACAACUUGCGCAAGAUUAUCGCAGACAAUAUCAAUGAACACGCUCGUUUGGCGGUUUGA